UGCAAAAGGUGUUGUUGUCUUCAUAUCAGUCAACAGGAGGCAAUUCUGGAAGAUUUGCGAACAGACAUCCCAGUGCACUUCAACUUCCUGUUCUCAGAUUCUCACGUCGAAGUCAUUUCCGGAAAAUUGGAAGGGAUCUAUGCGUGGAUUGGAAUCAACUUUGUCCUUGGAAAAUUUCAGCAUGCGCAUAAUGAUGGAGACGCUGUUGUAGAGGUCAAUGUCCCGGGCAGUGAUCAACAGGCGGCACUGGUGAGAAAAAGGACUGCUGGGGUGUUGGACAUGGGCGGCGUUUCCACACAGAUUGCAUUUGAAGUGCCCAAAAGUGAGGAAGUGGCCAAGAAUUUACUGGCCGAAUUUAAUCUGGGAUGCGAUGCCCAUCAGACUGAUCAUGUGUACCGUGUGUACGUGUCCACUUUCCUGGGUUUCGGUGGAAACGCAGCACGCCAAACAUAUGAGGAGAGCCUCAUAAAAAACACCACCAUGCAAAAUAAGCUGUUAGGUCAGCAUGUCGGCGAGACGGAAAAGACGCCCCUGCUGGACCCCUGUCUCCCCACAGACCUGCAGGAUCAGAUCGGCACCUCUGAACAGAAGCUCCAUGUGCUCGGCACGGGCGACUUUGACCAGUGCCGACUUAGGCUUCAACCCUUUCUCAACCGCACCAAUGAGCCUCAGACGUCUCUGAACGGCAUCUUCCAGCCGGCCAUUGACUACAACAACAGCCAGUUUUUUGGUUUCUCUGAAUUCUACUACUGCACAGAGGACGUGCUGCGCAUGGGCGGAGACUAUAACGCUUCCAAAUAUGCCCAAGCUGCCAAGAGUUACUGUGCCACCCAGUGGAAGACUCUGAGGGAACGCUUUGACUCGGGUUUGUACGCUUCCCACGCUGAUCUCCACAGACUCCAGUAUCAGUGUUUUAAAUCUGCAUGGAUGUAUGAAGUAUUACACUCGGGCUUCUCUUUCCCGCCUGACUAUAAAAACCUGAAAACUGCAUUUUUAGUCUACGAUAAGGAAGUCCAGUGGACUCUCGGAGCCAUUCUCUUCCGAACACGCUUUUUACCUUUGAGGGACAUCCAGCAGGAAAGUCUGAAAGGAGUGCACUCUCACUGGCGGCACAGCUUCUCCUUCGUUAACAACCACUACUUAUUCCUGGUUUGUUUCUUCAUCGUUCUCCUGUCAAUCAUCUUGUACAUGCUGCGACUUCGCCGAAUCCACCGACGCGCCGCGCAGCGCUGCUCCCCUUCCUCUGUGCCAUGGCUGGAGGAUGGCUUGGGAUCACCGACGCUCCCCAUCAACCUCUAAACACCGGUGCAAGCGCUUGCCAUUUGGUUUUUGAGGUUUCUUGGCCAGGAAGCUCCCAUUUCAGACUUCGGGCCUUACUGAGCCACAAAAAGUGUCAGUUAUUGUCUUUGUGUCAUGUUAGAACCCAGGUGGAGGAAAUGGUUAUAUUUUCCUACAGAA
Molecule: messenger RNA, 1458 nt
Organism: Hippocampus comes (tiger tail seahorse)
Lineage: Eukaryota; Metazoa; Chordata; Actinopteri; Syngnathiformes; Syngnathidae
Gene: entpd4
Product: ectonucleoside triphosphate diphosphohydrolase 4
Exons: 8
Biological process (GO): UDP catabolic process; CTP metabolic process
Cellular component (GO): Golgi apparatus; membrane
Molecular function (GO): ribonucleoside triphosphate phosphatase activity; UDP phosphatase activity; GDP phosphatase activity
Source: RefSeq, a predicted model, not a curated record